Messenger RNA from Trichoderma harzianum CBS 226.95, 1761 nucleotides. RefSeq lists its product as hypothetical. The coding region runs from base 1 to 1761 and encodes 586 amino acids. Lineage: Eukaryota; Fungi; Ascomycota; Sordariomycetes; Hypocreales; Hypocreaceae. Gene Ontology annotation, molecular function: dipeptidyl-peptidase activity. The transcript has 3 exons. The record is from RefSeq and is a predicted model, not a curated record.
AUGGCCACAACUUCCGAAAACCUUCGUGAGCAGUUCCCUGAUCUGCUGUGGAAGAAAUUGCCUUCUCCAGAGGAACACCCUGCCUACACUUGGCAUGGUUUUGAGCCCAACAAAAAAGUCCUGCUAGAAAAGGGUCAUACUCGUUGGCCUAGCCGACUCCCGUUCUCCGUUGACACCAUUAUGGAAAGGGACGUGGCUGUGCCUAUGCGCGAUGGUAUUAAGAUUUACGUUGACAUCUUCCGCCCGGCAAAUACGGACGUGGAUGAGAAAGUCCCUGCUAUCCUCGCGUUUAGCCCAUAUGGCAAGACGGGUACUGGUGUACCCAACUACGACAUCAUGGGACCCAAUCGUAUUGGCCUUAAGCUUGAGGAUACGUCCGGAUAUGAAAAGUUUGAGGGCCCUGACCCUGCGACUUGGAUGCAGUAUGGAUAUGCCAUAAUCAAUGUUGAUGCCCGAGGUGCAGGGAAGUCUGAAGGCGACGUGGUCUUCUACGGCCCGCAGGAAGCUGAAGAUGUUUAUGAUACCAUCGACUAUAUUUCUAAGCAGUCGUGGUGCAGCGGUUCGGUUGGAAUGGCUGGCAACUCGUGGUUAGCUAUCUCGCAGAUCAAUUUCGCGUCGCGUCAUGAGCAUCCAGCACUGAAGGCGCUGGCCCCUUGGGAGGGUCGACACGACGUAUAUCGAGAUACUCUCGGUAGAGGGGGAAGAAGACAUAACCCUGGCCUACACAGGUUUCUCUUGUCGGGCUUUGCUGGUGCAAAUUCAGUGGAGAAUAUGCCAGAGAUGUUCACUAAACGGCCCUUUUUCGACGAUUACUGGGAAAGCAAGUACAUACAUACAGAGAACAUCAACGUUCCAAUGUACCUGCUGGCCUCUUUCUCCUCCCAACUCCAUACUCGUGGAUCUUUCCAUACUUUCCGCACGGCGAAGACAUCAAAAAAGUGGCUUCGAGUCCAUCCAAAUGCAGAUCUCAAAAGGUUCUACGACCGAUUCCUGAAAGGUAUCCAAAAUGGUUGGGAAACGGAUACUCCUCCUGUUCGCUUAUCUCUUCUUGGAUUCGAAGCAGAUGGUAGUCUCACUAAGUCCAUCGAGGAACGGCCAGAGCAGGAGUGGCCCUUGGCUCGACAGCAGCUCAAGACAUUAUACCUUGAUUCCACAUUGAAGCAGCUCGUAUGGGAGAAGCCAGCCAUAGAGGGGUCAACCACGCACCUUGCCGAAGGUCUCACGGAUAGCUCGAAUUUUACCAUUCAUUUUCAGCAACAGACAGAAAUUGCUGGUUAUGCAAAGGUCAAGCUCUGGAUAUCAUGCAAGGAGCACGACGACCUUGACGUCGCAGUUCAGAUCCGCAAGAUCUCAACAGACGGCAGAUUACUCGAACAUCUCAACUACCCCUGUCCUGUACCAGUCUCUGAAGUUAGAAAUGACAACAUCGCAAAGUGCCUUGGCCCUCAAGGUUUCCUUCGCGCUUCACACCGAGUUACUAAGGAUAUGGAGCUAUCAACAGACCAAGAGGUAGUCUAUAAACAUGAUAGGCGGGAACCUGUUCCUAUGGGUAAAAUCGUGGAUUUGGAAAUUACUCUGUGGCCGAUGGGUAUGGUAUUUGCGCCGGGUGAGGGUAUUAUGCUGCGUGUGGCAGGGUAUGAUAUGUGCUAUCCUGAUACGGACAGGAUAAAGCCGGCAUAUGAUAACAACGAAAAUAUUGGUAAUCAUACAAUCUACAGUGGUGGGAAAUACGAUUCCCAGUUAAUCCUGCCGUUUAUUUAG